AUGGGCUGCUUUAAUUCCAAGGAAGCCUUGUACGACCCUAAAGGAACAGUUGGCCUUGCUGGUGGCAAGCCUCAGCAUGCACCCGGCAAUCAGGUUUCGGGUUCAGCAUCGGGCCAGCACCCACCCGCUUACCUACUCGAGGCUGCUCCUCAAAGUAUACUUCUUGGUUCAACGGGGCAGUUAACGCCGUCGGGUAACUCAGCCGGAGGCAAGUAUGCCAUUCCAAACUCCUCGCGGAACAGUGUCAGUGCGGGAGCACCCGGCGGCUCUUUCAUUGCCUUGGGCGCGGCUGGCGGCUCAACUAGCGGCGUUUCUCGGCGGACGCCAGCUGGGAAAGGAGCACACGUAUCAGCCGACCUAAAUGCUAUCGUUGACGACCAGGGGACCAUUAAUGCGCUUGUCAGCCGACAGUUAUCAGUAAUGAGCCAUUACAGCGUGAAGAGUGAAGCGGGUAGUGUAAUCCUUCAACCGGAGUUAGCGCACGGCCCCAACGCCUUGGGCUUCACGCUCCAUAAGCUUAUUGGCCGCGGCGGCUUCGGCAACGUGUACCUUGGAGAAUGGGAGGGCCGCAAGGUUGCUGUGAAGGUGGUUACUGGAAGUAACAACGAAACCCAGGCGGAUCAGCCGGAGGAUAAGGAGUGGGAAGCCCGUAAGGAAAAGAUGGCGCAAAUGGAGGCCAUUCUCAUGGCUUCAGUCAACCACCCGAACAUCGUCCACACGCUCAAGGUCAUUGCGCACCAAGGAGACGCCAUGGAUCCGGAGCUCGCAGCAAUUGAGCGGGAGCUGUUUACGGAGCGGGACGAGCAGCAUACGCCCGCGUUUGAGUGGCACAUUAUCAUGGAGUAUUGCGACCGGGGAUCCUUUUCACGCGCCUUGGCGUCUAUGCGUUUUCACGAGUUUGUGGAGACGGCUGGGUACGUCCGGUGGGACGCGUGGGCGUGUCUUCAAACUCUAAAGGAGGUCACCAAGGCGCUCAUCUUCCUGCACGAAAAUCGCAUCCUGCAUGGCGACUUGAAGGCUGCCAACGUGUUGCUCAGCAGCAGCGACAAUGAUCGUCGCGGCUUUGUGGCUAAGGUUUCCGACUUUGGCCUCAGUCGUGUCUUGGCGGGGAACCGCAAGGAAAUCAAGACGCAGACGUUUGGGACGGUCACCCACAUGCCACCGGAGUUGUUGUCCAAGGGCAUCUUGAGCCCGUCGGCAGACGUGUACGCUAUGGGCGUGCUGUUAUGGGAGGCCUACAGCGGCGACCGAGUGUUUAAGCAGCUGAGCGAUAGCGAGGUCAUCCUUGCGGUGGUCACGCGGAAGGCCCGACCGCAGUUCCCACCGGACACGCCGCAUCGGUUUAAAUACCUUGCGGAGCGAUGCUGGGCGGAGCUGGCUGAGGUACGGCCCUCCCUGCAGCAGCUGUACAACGAGCUAGAAAACUUGCAGGCGCAAUUGUGCCCCCAGGGUCAGGACUCGCCGCGGCUGUUGGUGCAGUCAUGUAUCAAGCAGAAGCGGAGCGUAGGCGCAGUGCCACCUGUGCAGAUGGCCGGAGCCAAGGGGCCGGGGCAACAGAGCAGGCUGGCACAGGGUGUCAGCACCGACGGGACGGCCAAGGGCGGCUCCACGGCGCUUCCCAAGGCAGUCUACACGUCCACCCCAGCGCGGCGUGUGCAUAUACCUUGGUGGAAGAAGGGUACGGAUUUCAUACGGCAGCAGGCCCUCUGCGUGCGCCGCAUGCGGCGUCUGCAGAGCUUACAGAAGCUUGAGGACGGGCUGGCCACUGUAAGGGUUAUGCUGAGGCUUUUGCCGAAACGCGGGCGUGAAUACAACAGCGGUGGGGGGCACCUUUACGUGAACUCACCGCUUGGGGCAGGCCCCGGCGGCGUCGCUAGCCAUGGCCCGUCGCAGGCGGACAAGCUCAAGACCUUUGCCGCUCUCAAUCGCACCCAGCAAAGCGCCAAGAAGAGCAGCGAGCACGGCAAUGGCCCGCCAAGCGGUAACGGCUACGGCUCUCCAGUUCAAGGAACGGGUGCUGGACCGCCUGGCCCAGGCUCUGGCCCGCGACCUGUGGGCCCUGCAGCUGGCCUCGGGGCAAGCGUCGCGAGGCCGCUGAUGAAAGUACCGUCGUUGCAUAAGGCCCGGGAGACGGUUCCAAGGCGCGCGUGUAAGGCAAUUGUAGGAUGGGGCCAAGACCGUGCAGCAGAGCUGGGGACUAGGGCUGCGGUGUGGGGUCAAGCAACGGCCGUAUCUGCCCCGUUGGGGAAAGCUAUCCUCCAAUCCAACAGCAAGCGCUUUUGCCGCGCGCAUACGCGUCUUCCUCUCAGGGACAGUGCCCGAGUUGCUUUCAAUUCCCAAACCCAUCCCCGUGUUAACCCAUCCCUGACCCCGAAACCUUCUCUCGGCAUGUUAAUACAUACUGGCAUGCUGAGAACUGAGCUUUUCCGUCCCAUCUUGCCGCUGCUGCAGUCCGAGCUGAGCGUCUCACACUCGGCUGCGUCCUCGCCCACACUCAUAUCGCCAUAUUUCAAGGCAGCCACGUCAGGUCCCUUGUCGCCUCUAAAAAACGGCAGCUUCGCGCAACAUCCUGUUGUUGCCGUCCAGUCGCAGCCCAUCGCUCAGCCAACGGGCGGCUUUCCCCCAGCGCCGUCGAACCGCGCCGCCUUGGCCAAUACGGCCGGCCUGUAUUCGCCCAUAGCGGUUGGGGGCGGGGGCGGGAAUGGCGGCAUGUCGUCGGGCCCCUUGCCGCCACUUAAUAUCGCCACCACCAACUGCAGCCCCAUGCUCAUAAACACGCCUGCUAGUCCAGGGUCUUCGGGGGCAAUAGACAGACAGACAGACAUUCUCUCGGUCUUGUGUGCAAUCCCGCCUCUGCUCAUGGCCCUUUUUUCAUCUUCUUCUUCCCCUCUCUGCUUAGGUAUGAUUGGUGGCAGCCCCGACUCGCCCCCCGUUGUUCCGAACGAGUUCCUUGGCCGCGCACGCACCGCCUCCGCUACCGGCAUCAGCCGGCCCAGUCGCUUUGGACACCACGAAGAAGCCGUGGCGCGCCAGGCGUCAACAGGCAGCGUACCCGCUACCUCCAAGCUCGAGGUCCUGGCCUAA
Molecule: messenger RNA, 3084 nt
Organism: Volvox carteri f. nagariensis
Lineage: Eukaryota; Viridiplantae; Chlorophyta; Chlorophyceae; Chlamydomonadales; Volvocaceae
Exons: 18
Coding region: 1-3084 (1027 amino acids)
Biological process (GO): protein phosphorylation
Molecular function (GO): protein kinase activity; ATP binding
Source: RefSeq, a predicted model, not a curated record